CCUCAUCUCACUUCAGCUGUCACAUUCAGGAAGCAUAGCCUCCAGAACUCUGUCGGUUCACUUGAUCGGAUAACAUUCGUUUGGAGUUUUCCCCGAUCAUGACUCGGGCUUCUUUUCCCGUGUUUGUGUUGCUGGUGUUUGCGCUCCAAGCUCUUGCUGUAGAGAAUCACAACUCUGGAUCCAGUUUGGUAAGAAAAAAGAGAGAAUGGGUUCUUCCUCCAAAGCCUCUUAAGGAAAAUUUCGAUUACACUAAAGAGAAGGCGAUUGCUAAGAUUCGAUCCGAUCUUCAGUUUGGCUCAAAUCUUCUCUACUCCCUGGAAGGUGUUGGGGCAAACCAAUAUCCUUUCCAUGUCUUUGUGGUUGACCAACAUUCUGGUGAUGUUCGUGUCACUAAAUUGCUUGACAGGGAAGUGAUCGAUACUUACAACUUGUCUGGUGUUGCUAUGUACAAGAAUGGCACAAUUGCAGAAAAAAAAAUUGACUUACGAAUCAAGGUUGUAGAUGAGAAUGACAACUCUCCAGUAUUUCCAGAUGUUGAACCUGUUGAAGUAGAUGAGCUCAGUCCUAAAGAUACCUUGGUUACGACAGUCACUGCAUUUGAUGCUGAUGAACCAGGAAAUCUCAAUUCUCAGAUUGCUUAUAGCAUCAUAGUUCAGAAUCCAGCGGAAGAUAUGUUCUACAUAGACAGACAAAGUGGAUCCAUCUUUGUUAAAAGGCCUGUUCUGGACAGAGAGACAUGUAGUAAGUACAUUCUGACGAUAAAAGGUCAAGAUCGAAAUGGACUUCCAGAGGGAAACACCGGAACUACCACUAUUACCAUAAAUAUCCUUGAUGUAAAUGACAAUCCUCCCAGACUGGAAAAAGAUCAGUAUGAAGGAAGCAUUGAGGAGAACACAGAACAAGUGGAGGUAAUGAGAAUCAAAGCAGAGGACCUGGAUCUAAAAGGCACAGACAACUGGGAAGCUGUGUUUGAAAUUGUCAAAGGCAAUGAAGCUGGGUAUUUCAGCAUUAAAACAGACCCCAACACCAAUGAAGGCAUCUUAAUGCUUGACAAGGCUGUGGAUUAUGAGGAUGUAAAGAACCUUGAACUAGGCUUAGCCGUCAGGAACAAGAAUCCAUUAGUUGGAAGUGGAGGCAGUGGAGCAAGUGCAGCAUUUGGAGGCGGUGGUGGAGGUGGAGGUGGUGGUGGAGGUGGUGCCACUGGUGCCAGUGGAGCAAGUGGAGCAAGUGGAGCAAGUGGAGCAAGUGGAGCAAGUGGCGGAAGCAGUGGAAGAUUUAAAACCUAUCCUAUCAAAAUCAAUGUGAAGAACCAGCCGGAGGGGCCACGAUUUGAUCCUAAAAUCAAAGCUAUUCCUGUCUCAGAGGAAGGGAAAUCCUUUAACAUUAAAAAUGUUAUUGCAAGCUACCCUGCAAAAGAUGGGGAUACUGGACAACCAGCUAAGGCAGUCAAAUAUGCCAAAGGCUCAGACCCUGACAACUGGCUAACGAUUGACCCAGAGACAGCUGAGAUCAAACUGAACAAGAUGCCUGACAGGGAAUCUCCAUACCUGGUCAAUGGGACAUAUACUGCCAAAAUACUCUGCAUUUCAGAUGACAUGCCUGGUAAAACAGCCACUGGUACGAUAGCCAUCCAAGUGGAAGAUUCUAAUGACCACUGCCCCACCCUGACCAGCAAUUUCCAGACUCUGUGCAUCACAGAAAAUGCUGUAAUUGUGAAUGCCAGUGAUCAAGACGCAUAUCCUAAUGGCCCCCCUUUUCACUUUGAGAUUAUCCCAGAAAACACAAAAGGGAAAUGGAACGUGGAGCGUCUAAAUGACACUACAGCUAUCUUGCGGUCUCAGGAGGCUUUUUGGCCUGGUGUUUAUGAAGUGGAAUUUGUGGUGAAGGAUCAGCAGGGACACGCCUGCCCUGAACCUCAGAGAAUGACGGUCCAAGUUUGUACCUGCGAGAAUGGAGUUGUGUGUGGAAACCAAGGCAGCAGUGGUCGUGGUAGAAAAAGAACAUCAUUAGGACCUGCGGGCAUUGGGCUAAUACUAGCGGGCCUACUACUGCUCUUGAUCAUUCCUCUGCUACUGUUCUUCUGCUUAUGUGGAUCUGCUGUAAAGUUUCCAGACCUCUUUAGUGAAAUGCCUGACUUUGAGACCAAGUCACACCUUAUUGACUACCGCACCGAAGGGCCGGGAGAAAACACGGAAGGGCCACUACAUGUGACUAUUGGCACAGUUAAAAAUGGAGCAAUGGCACCAGCGGGAGGUUUUGGUUAUGAGGCAUCUCUCACUGACAUUGAUGGGAUGAAAUUUGGCACCUAUCAAGGUGGUUUUCCAACUGACUACAGACAAGAAAUGAGGGGUUUCACUGAUUUCCAUUCAGAGUUUGAGACCAGAGAAUCAAGGCAAGGUGGAUUUUUUGAUAGCAUGGCCCUGCCACAUCACUUCCUGGCACAGUAUUACUCUCAGAAGACAGUCAGCGGAGAGGACAACCUUGGCGUGAAGGAUGGUUUGUUGGUGUAUGAUUAUGAGGGCCAAGGGUCCUCUGCUGGCUCAGUAGGCUGCUGUAGCCUUUUGGAGUCAGACAAUGACCUUCAGUUUCUUGAUGACCUUGGACCAAAGUUUAAGACUCUCGCAGAGGUGUGCAGUGGCAAGACAAUUUCUUGUGAUGACAAACAAGCGCUACCCAUUACCCCUAAUGCCUACAUCAAUACUCAAACCUCAGUAUCAAGUUUGAUGAGUGCACAAAAGCUCUCCCCUCCACCCAAACUGGAGCCUGCCAUCUCCAAAGUGGAGCAGAGUGUGGUCAGGAAGACAACGGAGCACUCUGAAAUUGUAAAGGAAAGUACAGCCAAGGUGAAGGAAGAGAUGAACACAAUGAAAACAGGGUUAGCAAAUCAAGGCCAGAUGCUCCUAAUGCAGCAGCAGCAGCAGCCUGUGUACUACACCACCACUCCUGUGUUGCAGCCAAUGCAUUAUGUAGUCCAGCCACAGGUCCACAACACUGUGCUGCUGGCUGAGGCACCAACCACCAACCUUCAAGGCAUGGUACUGGUUAACAACACACAGUCUGGACCUGCCCAAGGAGUAUUCGUUCAAGGGCAGACACUAAUGUCCAGUGGACAAGCCCAGGGCCCUGCAAUGGUGCUGGUGGAGAAUGGUGACACCCAUAGUUGGAGUGAUGGCCUGAUCCAAGCUGGGAGCUUGUCUGGGUCCCAGACCAUGAUGGUUGUCAAAGGCAAGGCCCCUUCAGGGUCAACGAAAGUGCUAAAGGGGAGCCAGGGUCGUCUUGUUCAGGGAAGUACUCUACUGUCAGAAGGGGUCUCAGGAUCUAAGAAAGUGCUGACAGUUGGAGUGCCAACUAUCACCAAAGAGCAGCUGGUUCAAGAGGGAGGUCUUUCAAAGAAGAGUGAGGUCUUUGGCUCUGAAAAGGUCAUCUACAGCAGGAGCAGCCAAUCUACCGCCUUAAAGGCAAAUCAAUAGAGCAUUCACUGUAGUGACCCACCUACUGGUUUUUAAGGUGACAAGAGAAAAUCAUUAAAUGGCAGAUGAAUUCCUGGACAACAGACGACCCUUUUUAGUUUCAAAAUAGUGCAUUAAUCUUAUGCUUUCAGUAUUUUCAUGGGAAGCCUGUAAGAGCAAAUGGUGGUGGUGAAGGGUGGUGGCGCGUGUGUGUGUGUGUGUGUGAGUGUUGUGUGUGUGUGUGUGUGUGUGUGUGUGUGUGUGUAGGGAUAUGCAGCUUGUGCAGCUUUUCCUGGAUGAAAUGUAAUCAUUUCACAGAUUAAAGGAUACCCUUAUUACAUUUUAGUAGAUGUUGCACUUUGAAAUGUUGCUACUAUCAAGCAAAACUUAGACCUGUGGGAAUAAUCAAACCAUUCAGUAAUCCAUAAUCUCCUCUGGAUGGUGCAUUUAUGUCAUUGAAGAGAUCACUUUCACAUUACUCAUCACAUCAUAAAGCUGAUAAAUCAGAAUGUGUUUUUCAAUUGGAAUGAACUUUGCCUCUAAGAAGACAAGUGGACUCAAAUCAUGACAACAAAAUGCUCACUACAAUAUCAGGACAUCAUCUUCUCAUGUAACUAUCAACUUUACCUGCUCUUCUUUGUUCUCAAGUUAACACUGUAUUAUGUGUGUGGGUAUAAUUGGUAUCAAUUGUUACAUUCUCAUGUUAUAUUUUAGGUCAUCACUGCUCUCAUUGUCUUGUUUUAUUUUUAUACCUAUAUACAAUCUGUGUGUUUUUACACUAAUAAAAUAAAAACAUUAAAGUCUUUUAGCUCAUUGAA
Molecule: messenger RNA, 4267 nt
Organism: Haplochromis burtoni (Burton's mouthbrooder)
Lineage: Eukaryota; Metazoa; Chordata; Actinopteri; Cichliformes; Cichlidae
Product: desmoglein-2
Exons: 14
Coding region: 99-3470 (1123 amino acids)
Biological process (GO): homophilic cell-cell adhesion
Cellular component (GO): plasma membrane; desmosome
Molecular function (GO): calcium ion binding
Source: RefSeq, a predicted model, not a curated record